This is a messenger RNA of Aspergillus saccharolyticus JOP 1030-1, 342 nucleotides long. RefSeq lists its product as uncharacterized. Lineage: Eukaryota; Fungi; Ascomycota; Eurotiomycetes; Eurotiales; Aspergillaceae. Bases 1 to 342 code for a protein of 113 amino acids. The transcript has a single exon. The record is from RefSeq and is a predicted model, not a curated record.
AUGAGUUAUACACUCAAAAAGUCACAAACCCACUGCGUGAUGCUGGACGCACAUUCCGCAGACCCCAGAGAAGCCGUCCCACAGCCCCGCGCAACAAUGGCUACCGUGUCCAUGACAAGCGAGCUAGAGCCUUAUCUAGCUUCCCUCCGGUCGUACCUAGCCCAAAGCAGUCCUACGCCCCCUGCUGAAACAGAUUCGGAAGACAACGUGAGCGAUAUCACUCGGCCUCACGGACGUCGCACUCUGCAACGCGAGCGGACGAGUGCGAAAGAAAAAGGUGACGACAGUCGUCCUGGCUCGAGGGGAUCGGUUGCGGAGAAUCCACCUUUUCAGGUCUGUUGA